AUGAUCGCACCAGAAAAUUUGGCAGUGGCAAACUUGGUUGAAGAUGAUACAACCUUUCAGGAUCUUCCCCAGGCUGAAGACUACAAUCUGGAAAACGAGAACAGAAGCAGAGAAACAAGAAUGAAGCAAUUCAAAACCAAGGUCCUCUUGGGAGUCCUUGUCUUGUUGGCCAUCAUUCUCAUUUUGGUAGCCAUCCUGAGUCCUCAAAGUCAAGAUGGUAAUGCAGAUCUUGUCCCAGCAACCGCACCUAGUGAGCCGCCCAGCAACAACCCAUCCCAGGGACCAUCAUCUUAUUUAGAAUACUGGCUGUCACUUUUCCCAGAAACAACAAUCGCUGCAAUUCUGGAGCACCCAGGAUCGCCCCAGUCAAGGGCAUUUGAAUGGCUGGUGGGAGAGAUGGAUGUUCUGCACAACCAUACAGAUCAGAGAGUAGUACAACGUUUCACACUUGCAACAUUCUAUUUUGCCAACAGCAAAGAACAAUGGCUCUUCAGUGACAAUUGGCUGAACCACAGUGUUCAUGAGUGCCUUUGGUAUUCAGGUUUGGAGAAUUAUUAUUUUGUGUUUGAGGCCGACACAUUUUUCCCACUGGAUCACAUCAGUCCCUGUGAGCAAGAUCCAGCUGGAUAUCUGGAGGAUGGCACCUUGUAUCAGGGAGAUGGAAUCAUCAAGCACUUUUGGUUGUCGUUGAAUAACCUGGUGGGAUCAGGGAUUCCACCAGAGCUCUAUUUGCUUACUGAACUUAGAAGCUUGGCAUUGGAUGGAUUGAACCUCACCAUCACCAUCCCAGAAGAGCUCUCUGGCCUUUCCAAUUUGGAGUAUAUUUCGAUGUUGGGAUGCGGCCUUUAUGGCUCCAUUCCUGAAGCACUCGGAAGAUUGUCAAAACUUGGAGUUAUCUACUUUCCCUUCAACUCUUUGACGGGAACUAUUCCAUCAUCCCUGUUUUCCCUGACAAACUCCAUGAGAGCCAUUGCUCUAUCAGAAAGUCAGCUGACAGGACCAAUACCAACAGAGCUGGGUUUGUUGACUAGUUUGCUGGGUAUAUGGUUUGAUGCAAACUUCUUCACGGGGACCAUCCCCACAGAGCUUGGGCGAUUGACUCUUUUGAAAUAUUUAGAUCUUCCCAACCUGAUGUUGAGUGGCACGAUCCCAGUUGAGCUUACACUUCUUACAGACAUGGAAACUUUGCAACUGGAUGCCUCAGGUCUUACCGGGACAAUCCCCAGGUGGCUUGGGAAUAUGACAAUCCUGGACACGUUGCUACUGUCAUACAACUCCUUUACAGGGACUAUCCCAACAGAACUUGGCCUGCUUACAAAGUUGUCUGCCUUGUGGCUUGAUUUUAAUGCUUUGUCUGGCACAAUUCCACGUGAAUUUGGAAAGUACGAGCAAGUGUAUGUGUUGACCAUGGGUGGCAAUAACCUGACAGGAGCCCUUCCUACAGAGCUUGGUCUGCUUACUGGUUUGUUUCAGUUGUGGCUACACGACAAUGAUUUGACUGGAACAGUGCCCUUGGAGCUUGGCAAUGUUCCUUUCCCUGCACCUUACGGUGAAGCCUGGUUGCAUGGAAAUGAUCUUUCUGGCAUUAUCCCUGAGAGCUUGUGUUCUGCCAACGACCUUGUUUUUGACUGCAGCAGCCAGCUCUGUGGGUGUGACUGGUGUAACUGUUCUGACAAUAGAACAUCACCGAUACUGGAGGCAAACCAAACUGAGGGGAACCAAACUGAACCCUGAAUGGAAUCACUGGAUAGUUGUAAAGUGGAUGUCUACGAAAUAAUUGAUGCUUGGACGUUAUUGGGGGCGCACGCGUGACCCCCUUGCAAGGGAGGACGAAGAUCUGCUAGCCGCGACUUUCCUCGCAUGGUCCUUGGGUUUCUGGCGGGCCUUGAGCCAGCACCAGGAGAUGAUGAGCAACAAUUAACCGCAAGAAGAAGAGUAGCGAAAAGUCUACUUCUCCUUGUCUGGAUGGGCGGUGGAUCUUCCGUUUCCUGCAACGCGACCUUGAGAACCCAAGUCUCAAAACGACACAUUGGCCCGUGAGCUUUCUUUCAGUGUGUGUGUGAAUGGAAGUGCAUAGCUGGAUCGAUCGACGCUGUACACUCGUAGAUUACUAGUAAUAGAGUUAUUGAAUAUCAUUACGAACAUGC
Molecule: messenger RNA, 2147 nt
Organism: Seminavis robusta
Lineage: Eukaryota; Bacillariophyta; Bacillariophyceae; Naviculales; Naviculaceae
Source: the annotation of a GenBank genome assembly